This is a messenger RNA of Trichomycterus rosablanca, 2397 nucleotides long. RefSeq names its product family with sequence similarity 210 member B (gene mims2). The coding region runs from base 25 to 927 and encodes 300 amino acids. NCBI's taxonomy places the organism in Eukaryota, Metazoa, Chordata, Actinopteri, Siluriformes, Trichomycteridae. The record is from RefSeq and is a predicted model, not a curated record. The transcript has 3 exons. Gene Ontology annotation, cellular component: mitochondrion.
CUCUCUCUAUCUACGGCUCUGGGUAUGCCUAGCCAGACGCUAAAUUUACUGCAUGUCUUUCGUUCACGGGCGCUGCUGAAUAGCCAUUAUCGGUGGAAAACGACAAUGUUUUUCUGUUGGGGAGCAAGGUUUGCUGCCUCGUCGUUUUGUUUGUAUUAUAACUCGGCAAGAUCUGUCCAAAUGCGUCACAAUUACAUAAUUAGUUGUUUACAAAUUAAUGUUAGACGAACACACAGUCUCUUUCGACCACUGCAAGACAUAUCCGUCAAAAUCACCCAAUGGAAUUUCAUACACGUAUCUCAGCUUGGGACAGCCUCGACGACUGCUUCGAAAUCCACUUCAACGCCAAAACCUGAAUUCGCCAUGUUUCUUUCUCCACGGAUAAAGAUGCGUCAAUGGGCCAACGACAGCCUAUGUUUACCAACAUUCUUUAACUUUUAUUUAAUGGCGACCCUCACGGAUAAGCUACUAAAAAGAGCUUUAUCCAACGUUUUCAAGCCGACGCAAAUCACUUUCGCGAACAGGACACCAACAACCGACACUCAAAGGGUGCAGCUUUCCAAUGGCCCAAAGGAAGGAGCUGAAAUUCCAGAACCUGAGGACAACCAAAAUAAAACAAAUCAGCUAAAGAAAGUUUUUAAGGAAUAUGGUGCUGUUGGUGUGUCCUUUCACAUUGGAAUAUCUGUAAUUUCUCUUGGGAUUUUCUAUGUUGCACUGUCAAGUGGGAUCAAUAUGACUGCUGUUCUUUGUAAGCUGGGCUUCAGUGAAUCUAUACUUCAAUCGAAGAUGGCUGCUGGCACUAGCACAUUUGUAAUAGCAUAUGCUGUUCACAAGCUCUUUGCCCCACUGAGGAUCAGCAUUACUAUUGUGUCUGUACCACUGAUAGUCCGAUAUUUCAGGAAGACUGGAUUCUUUAAAUCAACCUAAACCUGUACACAUCUAAAUGGCUUAAUAUAUUUAAGUUAUUAAGAUUUUACUUUUAUUCAUUUCUGUUUAAAGGGUUAAAUGUCUGUUAAAAUGUCUUUUUUUUUAUUUAUUUUUGAAGCGUUCAGAAAAAAAAUACCAGACAUAUCAAAACAUACAUAGCAAGUAUUAGUAAAAGAAAGUCUGUAAAAGUUUCCCUAAUCUAUGUAUAUCUGUUUUCCUAAACUAUUAUGCUGACAUCUAUGAAAUAAAAUAUGUAGUGUCAAUAUUAAUUUAAAAUUUUUACACUUAUAGAACAAGAAGCUAUUAUUUAGCAAACUUUUAACAUUUUGAGUUUAUCAACAACAAAAUUAAAAUUGCUGGAUGUACAGAACUCUUAACCAGAGUGUUUUACACUGACCAUGCAUAACAUUAUGACCACUGAGAGGUGAAGUGAAUAACACUAAUUAUCUCUUCAUCACGGCACCUGUUAGUGGGUGGGAUAUAUUAGGCAGCAAGUAAACAUUUUAUUCUCAAAGUUGAUGUGUUAGAAGCAUGAAAACAUGGACAAACAUAAGGAUUUGAGCGAGUUUGACAAGGGCCAAAUUGUAAUGGCUAGAUGACUGGGUCAGAGCAUCUUCAAAACUGCAGCUCUUUUGGGGGUGUUCCCGGUCUGCAGUGGUCAGUAUUUAUUAAAAGUGGUCCAAGGAAGAAACAGUGGUAUACCGGUGACAGGGUCAUGGGCGGCCAAGGCUCAUUGAUGCAUGUGGGGAGUGAAGGCUGGCCGGUGUGGUCAGAUCCAACAGAUGAGCUACUGUAGCUCAGAUUGCUAAAGAAGUUAAUGCUGGUUCUGAUAAAAAGGUGUCCGAAUACACAGUGCAUUGCAGUUUGUUGCAUAUGGGGCUGCAUAGCAUCUGAACUGGACCACGGAGCAAUAGAAGAAGGUGGCCUGGUCUGAUGAAGCACAUUUUCUUUUACAUCACAUGGAUGGCUGGGUGCGUGUGCAUCGCUUGCCUGGGGAACACAUGGCACCAGGAUGCACUAUGGGAGGCAGUGUGAUGCUUUGGGCAAUGUUCUGUUGGGAAACCUUGGGUCCUGCUAACCCUAACCAUCCUCCAAACUGUGUCUGCAGGCAGAAUUUAAUUAUUCUCAAAUUAGGUUCAUUGCAGCUCUAAUUGUUUUAAUAAUAUAUUUUUUGGUGAAUAUGAGCAUUGUUAGGCAUGUAAUUACUGAAUUAUGUAAUUACUUUUUUGUUGUUGUUUUUACAGCAUUCCUGGUCUUAAUUUGUGUUGGCAUUUCUUUAUAAACCCCAUUUUCAUAAAAUGCAAUAAAAUUCAAAUCUAAAAUUAUAAAUGGCUCGUUGUGUAUUACAGUUACUGUUGCUUUUCUUGAUGCAGUUGUUAACUGUGUUAAGUGACAAUUUUUAACUGUUUGGUGAUGAUGUAUAUGGCCAUAUUUAUGGAAUAUUAUGCAACAUUUCUGGUCUUAAUUUGU